Messenger RNA from Lachancea fermentati, 2388 nucleotides. The record is from the annotation of a GenBank genome assembly. Lineage: Eukaryota; Fungi; Ascomycota; Saccharomycetes; Saccharomycetales; Saccharomycetaceae.
AUGAUUCUGAGAUCACUCUGUCAAAUACGAUCGUACUACUCAAAAAGUAGUAUUUCGAAAUUGAGAAACAUAGGUAUUAUCGCACAUAUUGAUGCCGGAAAAACGACCACGACUGAAAGGAUGCUCUUCUACUCAGGAAAAACCAAAAGAAUAGGUAACGUCGAUCAGGGAGAUACCAUAACGGAUUUUCUAUCUCAAGAAAGAGAAAGAGGCAUAACUAUUCAAAGUGCUGUUAUUUCGUUCAAUUGGCAAAAAGAUUUUAAAAUCAAUUUAAUUGAUACCCCGGGCCAUGCGGAUUUCACUUUUGAAGUUAUAAGGUCACUGAAAGUUUUGGAUGGCUGUGUCACAAUCCUUGAUGCAGUAGCAGGAGUAGAAGCUCAGACAGAAAAGGUUUGGAAGCAAUCUGUAGGAAUACCUAAAAUCUGCUUCAUAAAUAAGAUGGACCGUACGGGCGCAGGGUACAGUAGGACGGUUAAGGAAUUGAUAGUCAAAAUGAAUACAAGAGUUCUUCUCAUUAACAUACCCAUAUUUUCAUAUGAUAAGGAAACUCGUGAACCAAUUUUUGAAGGUGUGCUUGAUGUAGUGAAUAAGAAAGUGUUGAAGUGGAGUCGUGAGGACCCCAACAAGAUUGAUGUUACAGAUGUGCCUGAAAGUUCUCCGUUCUUUGAGCAGCUUAGCAGAGGAAGAGAAUCAUUGGUAGAAACAUUAGGAGAGACCGAUGAGCAGCUUAUAGAGUACUUCCUUGAAGAAGCAGAGGGAGACUACAUGAAUAUAUCUGCAAAGUUACUGAACGAAUCUAUUCGCAAAGCUACUAUCGAGAAUUAUGCUACACCUGUUUUAUGUGGUGCAUCAUUCAGGAACAUUGGUGUACAGCCCCUACUCGAUGCUGUAGUUAAUUACUUGCCUUCUCCGAUAGAGGCAAGAUUUCCAAAUACCAACGAAACUGCUCUUGUGACAUAUGACAAAGAUGCAGGUGCUAUCAUCAAUAAAAACCGCAACCUUUGUGUUGCGUUAGCAUUCAAAGUUAUCACUGAUCCUAUUCGGGGACUUAUGACGUUCAUUCGAGUAUACUCAGGUACUCUGAAUAGCGGUAACACAGUUCUCAAUUCAACCACGGGCCAUAAAUUCAAAAUCGGAAAACUUGUCGUAAUGCACGCAAAUGUAGCCGAAGAGGUUAAAUCCUUAAAAGCCGGCGAAAUUGGUGUAUUGACGGGCUCAACAGUUUUAGAUAACGUCAAAACUGGGGAUACUAUCAUCACGCAUAACAUAAAGAAAGACGGUUUGAGAUCAUUUCAUAAACAAAAAGAACUCAAGCUACAAAUAAACCCCAUUAAUAUACCCCCCCCUGUAGUUAGUGCGUCUAUUGAGCCUAAAACUCUGGGAAACAAAAAAUCAAUGGAAACAGUGUUGCAAACAUUAGUUAGAGAAGAUCCAAGUCUUCAAGUUAGUGUAGAUGAUGAGACUGGUCAGACUCUUCUUAGUGGGAUGGGUCAAUUGCACUUGGAGAUUGCUCGUGAUAGAUUAUUGAAUGAUCUAAAUGCAGAAGUUGAUGUAGGAAAAGUCGUGGUAUCUUAUAAAGAAACUAUUGGCAAGAAUUCUGAUCUACAUAAACGAGAGACCGAGCUUGGCUAUAAACUUGAGCUCAAAAUAGAUCCGCUAUAUGAGAUGCCAAAAGAAGUCAAGGACGACGAGGUUUGGCACUAUUUAUCGACCGACAAUAACUACCUUAUUAUGGAGAACCAUGAAACAUUACAAGACUCGAAAGAAUGGCCGUUUCAGAUUUCUCGUGAUAUGGUCGUUAAUGCACUAAUCUCAAGUAGCAUGGUAGCACUACAAAAGGGAAGAAAAUUCUCGAGCCUUCCUUUACAUUCGUGCGCUAUUCGCAUCAAAGGUAAUUGGUGGUUACCCCUUGAAGCCACUUCCCCCUCUGAAUUUUUGGCAUUAUCGAGAUCUUUGAUUUUAGAGGCAUUUAAUGACUUUCGGGAGGAAGACUUUUUCGUGCUCGAGCCUAUCAUGAAUAUGAGUAUUUCAGUACCCCAGCAAGAUAUGGGUAAUGUCCUGCAAGAUUUAACAGGUGGACGUAAGGCCAAUGUCCUUUCCAUCGAAGAUGAACACACCCUCUCCAGCGGUGACAGUCCUAAUAUUGUAUUUCAAAAGAUUGCCGAACAGCAGUAUUUGCCUCCUGACCCAACUUUGAAGAAUGCUAAUUUGAGCGAUAAUACUCAUUCUGUUAAGGUGAUCAAGGCAAGAGUUCCGCUCAAGGAAGUCGUUUCAUAUAUGAGUAAAUUGAGAAGCCUUACCCAGGGCAGAGGAAAUUACCACAUGGAGUACCAUGGUAUGGAAAGAGUGACUGCAGAUCGUCUGGCUGCUAUUCUUGAAGAAAUUUAG